AUGAAGUUUGGCUGGAAUCCUCUAAAGCCAAAAACUCCACAGCCAGGCCCCACCAAAGUUCCCCAGACUCCUCCGGGACCAGGCUCCGUCAAGCCUAUGAAGCCACCAGGCACUGUCAAGCAACAAGAGUUGCCAGAUGAUCCGCCUGAGAGCUUUAAAUGGUUGCCUUCGCAAGAUACUCCAGUUCCCGACGCUGGAAAGCUUCCCCCUGGUGCUCCAGGCACUGGAAAGCCUCCCCCAGGUGCUCCAGUCACCGAAAGCACCGAAAAGCGUUCACCGCUCAAGGCAGCUCUGGAUUUCUUCAGUAAAAUUAUUUGA
Messenger RNA from Microthlaspi erraticum, 318 nucleotides. The record is from the annotation of a GenBank genome assembly. NCBI's taxonomy places the organism in Eukaryota, Viridiplantae, Streptophyta, Magnoliopsida, Brassicales, Brassicaceae.